ACUUCCAACACAGCGCAGAAACAAUUCAUAGGAAGAUAAACAGGAUUUUUGACUUAAUUCCAACUCUAGCCCAAAGAUUUAUAAAGAUUCCAAGUUCACUCCAGCCCCACCCGAAGAUUGUUUCGAACAACCGCUAUUGGCCUUAUUUCCAGAACUGCAUUGGUGCUAUAGAUGGAACACAUAUCCCCAUCACUAUUGCUGAAGAUAAGGCCCCCCCAUUUAGGAAUAGGAAAGGAACCCUCUCACAGAAUGUCAUGGUUGCAUGUGAUUUUGAUCUGAAUUUCACAUUUAUUUCAUGUGGGUGGGAAGGGUCUGCAUCAGAUGCAGGAGUUCUUCGUUCUGCUAUUAGCAAGGGGUUUCAUGUGCCAGAUGGAAAAUUUUAUCUCGUAGAUGGUGGAUAUGCAAACACGCCUUCUUUUCUUGCACCAUAUCGAGGAGUUCGGUAUCACCUGAGUGAAUUUAGGAGGCGGCGCUCAUCUAAUACGGGCUAUGCCGACCAUAGGGAGUUGUUCAACCAUACCCAUGCAAUCCUCCGGAACCACAUCGAAAGGAGCAUUGGUGUUCUGAAAAAACGUUUCCCUAUCUUGAAAGUGGGCAAUCACUACCCAAUAGAGUCACGAAUCAAGAUUCCGGCGGCAUGUGCUGUAUUCCAUAACAUCAUUAGAGCUCAAAGUGGUGAUGAGGCAUGGUUGGAUCACCAACCACCGUUAAUUCCACCAGAAACAUAUGUUGAUGUUCCAGAGGGAGAUGAUGUCAACCAACAUCAUCACAAUGAGGCAAACGAUGGAAACACUCUUAGAGAUCAGAUCGCGAUGCAAAUAUGGGCUGAUUAUAACAACUAGUCGGACAAUUUAUU
Triticum aestivum (bread wheat) is the source of this 856-nucleotide messenger RNA. RefSeq lists its product as uncharacterized. Lineage: Eukaryota; Viridiplantae; Streptophyta; Magnoliopsida; Poales; Poaceae. The record is from RefSeq and is a predicted model, not a curated record. Bases 255 to 842 code for a protein of 195 amino acids. The transcript is spliced from 2 exons.